This is a messenger RNA of Chroicocephalus ridibundus (black-headed gull), 2048 nucleotides long. It is a transcript of the gene RMP64, whose product is annotated as nucleolus and neural progenitor protein. The transcript has 9 exons. The record is from RefSeq and is a predicted model, not a curated record. NCBI's taxonomy places the organism in Eukaryota, Metazoa, Chordata, Aves, Charadriiformes, Laridae. Gene Ontology annotation, cellular component: nucleus. The coding region runs from base 14 to 1618 and encodes 534 amino acids. Gene Ontology annotation, biological process: positive regulation of Notch signaling pathway.
CGCACCGGGGAAGAUGGCGGCGCCCGAGGCGGCGUGGAACCGGCUGGACGUGCCGUGGCCCGCCAGUAGCCCCACGGUGGCCCUGGCGGACAGUCACCCUGCAGUGAGGUGGCUGCCGGUGCUGCGGCGGCGGUGCGGCAUGGUCGGCAAGCGGCUGUCGGGGAGGGGCCUGGCCGCCGAGGGACGCGUCCUGCGGGCCGUGCUGUACGUGUACCACAGCAGGCUGCUCCGGCACCGGCCCUACCUGGCCCUGCAGCAGGUAGAACAAUGCUUGAAACGCCUAUGGAAGAUGAACUUGGUGGGCUGCAUUGAAACUCUGGCAGGACUGAUCCCCAAGAAGAAUACACCCCAAGCCCAUGCAGAGUGCUUAGUUCCCAGCCAGCCUAUGCUGGAAACAGUGGCUCUGAAGGUGUUGGGAGGUUGCAAGCUCAUUCUCCGUCUACUGGACUGUUGCUGUAAAGCUUUUCUCUUGUCCGUUCAACAUCUCUGCUCAGAAGAAUUCAUACUUUUGAACACUGUGGCUUCAGGGUUAUUGAGCCGGCUAUGGAUUCAGCACAGGGGUGUACUGCAGAGCCUCAUUUCCUUGUAUGGCGUAUUGUCGACAUCACUUCAUCUGGUAUCUGAGACCCAACAGAUGCCUUAUAUCAAGGGGUUUACCUUCCCUUCUGAUAUCAGUAACUUCCUUGGAGUGAAUGUUUCUUCUGAGGUGAAGAAGCAAAAGGCUAGAAUGCUUACAACAAAAAAACCUACCAGCUGGCUGAAGAAGCUCUUUCCUACGAUGCCAGAGGCAGUGUCAGAGGUGGGGAAAAAGAGACGUUUUGCGACCUGCACGAGUGCUCUGAAAAACCGUAGCAUCCCAUGCCCUGUGGACAUCGGAGAGCCAGUUCUGGUGACCAGAGCCAGCAGAGGGAAGCACCUGGGGUUUGAUGUGAAGAGCUUGCUUAGACCAUCCAGACCUCUAACACAACAGGGUAUAAGCAUUGCAUCAACACCUUUUAAAGCAAAAUCAGCAUCACUUUCCUCUCAUAUAGCAAAAUCGCAGCAUACUGGAGCUCUUGUACAGAUGGUCCAAACAGCUUCGUCGUUUGGGGAACUGUCAGAGGCACUCAGAAAAGCUAUUUUGUGGUGCAAAGGCAACAAAUUCAAAUCGGAAUCUUAUUUUCUGCGUAACAAGUUGUUGAAAAGUAAUCGGUUGCACCAUGUGGAGGCUCAAGGAUGCAGGUUGAAGAAAAAACUGUGCUGUGUCAAAACAUCUGUCCGUAAAUACCUCCUAUAUGGGUCACAAAACACACGCUGGCCAAAGCAGUACCUCAGGGCAUGGUUCUGUCGAAGGAGGAUCAAAUCAUCCACACGCUUGAAGAGAACUUUGAAGACUGUUCGGCAAAAUUCUUCUCAGCUUUUUGGGGUCUGUGAGAACAGUGCAUCCCCUGUGCUCCCAGCUUACCCGGAUGGGCCUCCGUGUCGUGAAGGACGUUCCAAUGCUGUUAGAGCCUCUGUCAGACCAAGCACAGCCAGGACCACUAAGCAGCUGCUGCUGGAAGGAAGCCCUGGCCCUGCGUGGGAAGAAGCUACUGAGAACAUGGAUAUUGAUUCUAUUUUUGCAGCAAUGGGUGUCUGACCCUGGACUUGCAAGGAGGAAAGAGAUCAAGCCAUUCCAAUUAUUUUUUCUGAAGUAAAAACCCUCAAAACCCUAACGGUGUCUUGGUAAUUCACAGCCCAAAUUCUGCUAUAGAAGUAGCAAUUAUUUUAUUAUAUUUUUGUAAACCAGUUUUUUUUUUUAUGGAAGGGUGUUCCAAACAGCUGAAUAGUCUUCAUCCUUUCACCUAGCCUUGUCCAGAAACAGUGAGCUACCCCUCCUCAGUGUCGCCUAUUGCUGGACCACAUGUUAAGUACCAAUAAUUGCCAUCUAUGUCAGAAGGCUGCAGCUGAUCGCCUACUGCUGCUUAGGACAAGACUUGCUGCUGCUUUUACAAGGAAGUAGCCUUAUACCCUUCCUUCUCUGCCACUUGUAUAUGGGACAGCCUUAACUUGCAGUAUUAUUGAGGUUG